AUUACUUUAAUUAGCUAACUUCACGUUUUCAUAAAAUUUAUUUAUCACAUUUCAAUUAUUUUUAUUUACUAAUUCAUAUAGUAUUAUCAACAUAAAAUAUUGGUUCAAUAUAAUAAUUUUGAACUGAAAAAAAUGGCGGUAAAUCACUAUGACUUAGAAUUUUUAUUGGAACAAGCAAAUAAAUUAUUCAGUAGAGAUAAUUGGGCUCAUGAAAUAAUUGAUCAAACAAUUGAUUUUGUAAAUGAAAAUAAUAAAAUUGUUUAUGUUGGGUGUUCGACGGUGGUAAGAGUUCUUCUCAAAUCUGGAAGAUUUCAUGAAAAUGUAGGGUUUCAUGAAGGCGUGUCUGAGUCCACUGGGAAAGCUUUCGAGGAUGCGAGAAAAGUUGCUAUCAUUUAAAAUAUUAUUUGUAAUCUUAAAUAUUAUUAUAAUAACUACUCUAUU
Microplitis demolitor is the source of this 441-nucleotide messenger RNA. Its product is annotated as DNA repair protein RAD52 homolog. Lineage: Eukaryota; Metazoa; Arthropoda; Insecta; Hymenoptera; Braconidae. Bases 133 to 396 code for a protein of 87 amino acids. The record is from RefSeq and is a predicted model, not a curated record. Gene Ontology annotation, biological process: mitotic recombination; double-strand break repair via homologous recombination; double-strand break repair via single-strand annealing. The transcript has 2 exons. Gene Ontology annotation, cellular component: nucleus.